CCGUGGAAAUAUCGCAAACGCCAACGAUCACGAAUUGCUUCUGGUGAGACAGCCAGUGUACGUACGAGAAGGAAGUCUAGCAUAGAGAGUACUCCGUUCGAAAAGAAGACAGAGCAGAAGAAGGAGAAGGAGGAAAAGAGAGCCUCGCUGUCAUCAAUGCGCACUCCUCGUUUGCCCGAUACUAAACUCGCACCGCUUAUAAGCGAUGUGGUCUCGGCGGCUAGUCGAGAAACUUCGCGAAAGGAUGAUUUCACGACACCUCCUUCACGGCGUCUUUCCCUACGGCUCCACUCUCGUGACGAAGGCGAAGUGGAAAGAAAAAUCUCCAUCAAAAGCGAGCCCUCCGAUCUCGGCGGACUUGUUGGUGGACAGGAUUCGAACAAGGACGACGGAAUGUCUGUUGACGUAGUGCAUUCUAAUGGCUUCUUGUCACGUUCGCCGAUAAGUUCUCGGUUGUGUUCACCUCGUAUCAAGAAAGAAUCCAGGGAAGAUGAAGAUUGGGAUGUUCCCGGUCCCAGCUGCUCGUCCAACCCUCCUAAUGGAAGGUAUAAUGGAGAGCACAAAGGAAAGCUACGACGUAAUGGAGAGACGAAACGGGAGAAUGGUAUUCACAGAAACUCACCGUCAAAACUUUUGUCACCUUCUUCAUCUGCACAGUCUAAUGUUUCCGAAGAGAGUGAGAUAGAAAGGCAUUACCGAGAAAUUGGUAGCCGCAUUGUUAAGAUGCUAGUUGAAAGAGGUUUGAUACCGUCGUCAACUGAACACGUUUAUCGUGAAAUCGCAACUGGAUCUGUGGAACGUGAUCUAGCCGUGAGUCACGAAGGAAAAGAAGAUGACGAUGAAUCAGACCUCGUGCGUUUUCAUUCGAUUACGUUCAUCCGAGAAAUAGUACAUUUGCCUAGCGCUGGCUCAUUAUGGCGUUAA
This is a messenger RNA of Cylicostephanus goldi, 924 nucleotides long. Lineage: Eukaryota; Metazoa; Nematoda; Chromadorea; Rhabditida; Strongylidae. The record is from the annotation of a GenBank genome assembly.